CAGCAGCACCACACCUCCAUUGGAUAAUGAGCUCUACAGCCCAGCAGCUGUUGCGCUCCCAGCGGGAUGUGCUCCUGGAGUGGACCCGUGUCCACCCUGCCCCCCUACUACGCUGGCUAUGGGUACUUUCUCACGCCCACUACCUGUCCCUGCUGGAGCGUUCGCCCUCCAAUGCCGUUGCGCAGGCCCUGGAGACGGUGUGCGCAAGUGAGGAGAGCAGCUGUGGCUUCCUGCAGGUCCUGAGGGAGGUGCAGGACUACUACUGUGAAGAGCUGCAGGUCUGGGUGGAGAGACACUGCAGGGAGAGGACUGAAGGGACAAAGGAGACCAAACCGGUUAGAGUGGAAGAGAAGAAAAAGCCAAAAAGCCUCAUUUCAAAACUGUUUAAAGGCAAGAGUAAAUUCACUGUGACCCCUGAGGUCAAAGCUGAGGAAGAGUUGAAACCUCGCCGGAGUGUAAAAUCUUCUCAUCUCAGAGUUCCCCUUUCAGCUCACAGAAAUACCCUUCUGGAACGUACAGAACGACUUACAUCUUACGCAGAAGGGGGAGGGCAGGCCUCCAACUCUGCUUCUCACAUUGAGAUCCGAUACACUGAUCUCUUCGUGACCGAGGACAACGAGUCAUUUGACAGCAGCCAGCAUGAGUACUUCACACUGGCCAGUCGACGGGCACGCAUCUACGCCCACCAGGCCUGCCAACGUAUCUGCCCUCGCCACCUCCUGAGUCCCCAAGGCACCACAGGGCGCCCACCUAAGCGGGUAAAGGUGAAGGGCAUCGCUGGCAUCGGCAAGAGCGUGGCAGUGCAGAGGCUGGUCUAUGAGUGGGCGCUGGGGAAGCACAUGCGUGAGUUCACCUGUGUGUUCGACCUCCGCUUCCGCGAGCUGAACCUGAUGAAAACCCCGCUGAGCUUACUGGACCUGCUCGAAGACCGAUUCCGCUACUUCAAGACUGUCCUGCCAGACCUUCUGGCCUCGCCAGGUCCCUUGCUCUUCAUUCUGGAUGGACUGGACGAGUUUAAAUACCAACUGGACUGGAAUGCUCCUGACAGAGACAUCGGCAUGGACUCCAAGGUGCCUGUAUCAGAGCUGAUAAUGGCGUUGAUCAAGGGGAGUCUACUCCCAGAAUCCUCAGUCAUUCUGACAUCCAGGCCUUCCACGGACGCUCCUAAGCGGUUCUUCCAGCGUUGCUGCGUGGUCCUGGGCUUCGAGGAGGACCAGGUGAAGGAGUACACCUCCAAGUUCUACAAGGACCCCAAGGUGGCUGAGAAGGUGUACAACUACAUCCUGGACAACGACAACCUCUUUGUGCUCUCCUUCAUCCCUCUCUAUUGCUAUAUCAUCUGCACCGCCUUGGCUGAGUUUUUCUCCAGUCAGGAAGAUAGUGACUCACGGUCUCUAGAGUUGAACCCACCUAGGACAGUCAGCGAGGUUUACUACUGCUAUCUGUUUACAGCCAUCAAGCACCAUGCGCUGAAAGGGAAGGCGGAGAGGAACACCCUCAGAUCGGAGGUACUUUCUCUAGUUAGGCAACAGCUGACGAACCUGGGGAGAUUAGCUUACGAAAACCUUCUAAAGAGUAAGAUCAUGUUCGACAUACAGGACCUGGAACGUUAUGGUCUCACGCCAGUAGAUAUACAGAGCACCUUCCUCAGUCAGAUCCUGGUGCCUCUGAAAGAGGAGAGGGUGGAGAUGUUUUCCUUCUUCCACUUGACCGUCCAGGAGCAUCUGGCCGCCCUGUACUGUGCAAUCAGCCUCUCAAAGCAGGGUCACAUCAUCCAGGCUCUGGACUUCUGGUGCUUUGGUGAGAUCCCCCCACCUUCCACCUCCCCAACUUCCCUACUGAGGCAAGACCUCCACCUGGACCAGACUAGGGUGGAGAACCUGCAGAUGUUCACUCGCUUCUUCAUGGGGCUUCUCCGGACCAGGCUGGGGGGGCAGUUGGAUGGGCUGGUGCUGGCCCCUCUGGAGGUGGGCUUGGAGGGUGAGGAUAUCCCCACCAGGCUGGGUAUCUGGUUCCAGAUCCAGUUUAAGGAUAGGCAGCUAGCCAACCAGACGGCGCUGAACCUGCUCCACUGUUUGAUGGAGCUGCACAUGAAGGAAGUCACCAGCAGGGUGGCACCGGAGAUCCGGAGUCUGAACCUGUUCAAGAUUAAGCUGAGCGUGGUGGACUGUACAGCGUUACACUAUGUGUUGCAGUUCUCCCCACAUAGGCUCAAGGAGCUCAACCUGGGAUACUCCAACAUCGGAAACAGAGGUCUUCGCAGGCUAGCUCCGAUAUUGCACCGCUGUGAAUCUCUUUAUCUGCGAUAUAACUGUCUGGAAAGGGAGGCAGCCAUCCUGGAAUCUGCAGUGUUGAAAUCAAACGAGUGUCAGGUGAAGAAGUUGUUCAUGUGUGGUAACAAUUUGGGUCCGGAAGGAGUUCUGGAGCUGUGGAAUGCCCUGGAGCAGAACACUACACUGGAGGAACUCUACUUGGACAUCACUGGCAUCACAGAGAGAGGAACAGAGAACAUUGUCAACUGCCUCAGCAAGAACACCUCUCUGAAAACGCUGACCAUCGUGGGGAAUGACAUUGGGGAGGUGGGGAAGAGGAGGCUGAGGGAGCUAGGACAUCGACGGCCGGGGCUCCAGAUCAUUGGGAACUUUGUGGACGACCUAGGACUGCUAAAGGCCUACCUGGACUGGGUAGAGGAGAUACGGGAUGACCGGGACCAGAUGGACUCAGUGAAGAACGCAGAUGCCCUACAGUCCAUCUUGAAGGGGCUGAGGGUGGGAGCAGAUGGGGAAAAUGGGGAGGGAGGGGAAGGAGAGAACACAGCUAAAGCCCUGGAGCUGGAGACCAAGAUCUUGGAGCUUUUGAACGCCCCCACUCAUUUCAACCACAUCAAAUCACCUGUUCUUAGUCUAACACAGUGACAACUAAAAGUUACCAAAAACAAUUUAGUCCAAUGAGCUAAAUAUGAUGUGGCUGUCCAUGGUUUGUGUGUGUGUGUGUGUGUGUGUGUGUGUGUGUGUGUGUGUGUGUGUGUGUGUGUGUGUGUGUGUGUGUGUGUGUGUGUGUGUGUGUGUGUGUGUGUGUGUGUGUGUGUGUGUGUGUGUGUGUGUGUGUGUGUGUGUGUGCGUGCGUGCUAUUGCAAGUAGUUAAAUAUGUUGACUCACCCUACUUGUUGAUGAAACGGUCAACCACUCUGUCAUACAGUACACGCUUUUAUUCUUUGUUGUCCUAGGCUACCUGGCUAAAAUGCUAGCUCGCUAGCCUGACUUCAAUUCAUGGCAACAUUAGCUAGUUAACAUUAGCCUUCUACAUCUAGCUACAUAUUGAACUUCCAUCCUAUCAGGCCAGGGGAACAACAAUGUAUGAAUAAAUGGUUGGAUCAGAAUCACUCAGAAUUAAGUAAAACCACAAGUCCAAAUCCUUUUCUCCAUCCAUGUCUAAUUUAGUAAGGGGACAACUUUAGCUAGCUAGCCACCAGAGAACAACACAACGAGAUGCAACAAUUCAAGUUGUUUCUGUGAAUGACGUAUGCUCUCAGUGCGAUUUGAUAGGAGUGACGCCAAAAUUCAAGCUGGCUUCCCUACACACUUUUUUUUGAUGCGCCAGGAUCAUUCACAAUUGCGCUCGCUCAGUUUAGUUGAUUGACAUAUGUUUGUAUACUUUUUUUUUUAUCAAAGGAGGCCAAAUGCUUGCUGGCUUCCCUUGCAUUCCAUUCAAUGCUAUUGGCGGCAACAAUAGAUGGACAGAGAUGGAUGGACAGAGGGGCGCUGUUUUGCUCGCUCGAAUGCUUUGUCUGAUGAGAUACAUUCAGCCUCUUGUCGAAUUGAAGGAAAAUUAUAAAACACAGAGCGAUGAAAGAUAAAUUAUACAUUUUUUAUGGGUAAAACAUUUUUGGGAAGCCUGGCUUCCCUUGGCAUCCAUGAAUACACGCCACUGCCUAUAGCCCUAAAUCCUAGCCCUUUUAUACUUUUCUAA
Molecule: messenger RNA, 3969 nt
Organism: Salvelinus fontinalis (brook trout)
Lineage: Eukaryota; Metazoa; Chordata; Actinopteri; Salmoniformes; Salmonidae
Product: NLR family CARD domain-containing protein 3-like
Exons: 8
Coding region: 27-2915 (962 amino acids)
Molecular function (GO): protein binding
Source: RefSeq, a predicted model, not a curated record